GGCCAUAAUCUGUGCACUAAACACUAGUCCUCUUCUUUAUCUCCAUGACCCUGGUCCCUUAGAGGUCUCAAUACACUGUGGGACAAAAAGGAUUGCUACUUGCAAAGGGUGACCUGACUCUCGUGUCUUGGUCGCCACCGUUCACAGCUUCAGCAAUCUGUGGAUCCACGGAGGAGGAUCUGUCAGACACCCCAGGAGCUAAACAGGUGCCUGUCGUGGAGAAAGAAGCCUCAAGAGCACUGUGUACCAGGACCCCAGGACCCUGCUCGUCCCCAGGGCUGCCUGGUCCAGAUCGCUGCAGGUGGUGGUGGAUGGAGCCUUGCAGCCCGGCGUCUGGUGUCUUUGACCUUCCGGUGGUGGCAGCAACGUUGGCGUCUCCAGGACCAAGGCAUGAAGGUCGCUGUGUUGGACCUGGGGUCUUUCUUUGCCAAGAUUUUCAAGACCUCAGCGUCCUCUGCGGCCCCCAACCACCCUGGAGGCUCCACCGCCACAGGAUCAGUGGUCUCUGACUCCAGCGAAGCAGCGACAUUGACUCUGCUCCCAUCUCUGCCUCCAGACAUUAAGGCCUCACGGGAGCCCUCCACACCUCUGCACUCUGCCUUGCAUCCCAGGAGCUCCGCAGUCACCCGCAGGGUGGAAGCAGUAGGGUGCCCGGGGUCUCUGCCUGGCAGCCCAGGAGCAUCCAGAGCGCUACUCCUAGGCCGUGGUAGUGGCUCUGCGGGCUCCAUGGCAUCACUGGCUUUGCCCAGCCCAGGCACUGUCUGGGCGACCCUGCCCUCUGUUACCAUCCCUGUGGGCAGCAAUAGCAGUGCAACCUCCAGUCCAAGAACCCCUCGCCAGCUGCUGGGUCCCGGAGAACGAGAGCCCAGUGCGUGGAUGGCCCAAGGACCUGUCCCCAAAACACUGUUUUUCACCCUGCCGGACAUUGGGGAGGAGUGGGCCUCCGACAGCGACUCCCAGGAAGAUCCAGAAGGAAGGGGGCUAUCAGAAGGACUCAGGAAGCACAGCUCCACAAAGAGCAAAGAUCCUCUACCCACAAAUUUUACCAGAAACGUGCAGAAAGCCAUUGACAAAUAUGCCAGCGAGUCCCCCUCAUCCUUUUCAUCCAGUGGGAGCCGCACGCCCACGGAGGCCCACAAUUCAUGGCCCGGCUCUUCCACACAGAGUUCCACCACUGGACUCUCCACAGAGAGGAGCUCAGUUUCUUCCUGGAGAGAUGAUGAAUUUGACAAAGUCAAUGCUCAGAAAGUCCAGCAGCUGUUUUGGGAGGUCGAGGAAAUGCUAUUUGAAGGGAAAGUGAGCCCCCAGACCCAGAAUCUUCUGGCCGAAUGCAGCGAGUGGGCAAGGAGAUCCCUUCAUCUCAGGCUGUUAGGAAGGCAACUCAUUCCGCCCAGUGAUGAAGGUUUUCGACACUUCCAGGGGAGCCUGCUGAGUUCUGCUACCCACGAACCCUUGCCUCCUGUUUCUGACCACUUCAGCAGUGUCAGAGAGCUGUGUAUCUCUGGCUCUCAGAUAGUUCUGGAGGCACUCUCAGCCCCUACCCUGACAGAUCCUGUUGGCACAGAGCUGACUGACCCCACGUCAUACUCGUCCCUGAAAGAAGAGGUGUACCACAUGGAUGGAAGCAUCGAAGAAUAUUUUGCUUUUGACAGAAAACAGGAUGGAGAUGAGCAUCUGGAACAAAACCCAACCCUCUGUGACAGGAAGUGGCAUCGACACGGGCUUCCUCCCAUCUCCCCUCAUGACUGUAUCAGAGAUGCAGUGGCAGCAGAAGUGUUCGAUCAUGUUUGGACCAAUGUGGUAGAGAUACUGGAGGAUCUCAUUAGGAAAACCUGGGAAUCAGCACUCACAGGCGAAAGAAAGCGUCAAGGGAAACCGAAAGCAGUGGAGAAUAGAACUCCACAUGUGCUUGUGUCUCGUCUCAGCACUGACGUCUCCAGUGUCCCCCCAUCCCGAAGCUCUGAAACUCUCCACACGUCCUCGGCCUCCCACUUUAAUCCACCCCAGUUUUCUCAGCCCCAUCGCUUUUCCAGCAACUUCUAUAGUGACUUGAGCGGUGUGAUGACGAUUCAAGCCAAACCGCUUCAGCAGAGACCCACCUAUUUUGCGGAUAAAACACAGAAUGAGCAGGACGACAAACUGUCUGGUGGAGGGAUCGGUACAUCUUCACGUCACCGACUGGGCCGCAUCCCAGACUCUCGGGGACCGCAGACUUCUGCCAAGAAAACACCAGUUCACAGGAGACUACCUUCAAUUGCUUCAGACCCACAGAGACUGAGAACCCCCACCGUCUAUAGUGAUGAAAUCCUGAGAGGAACCAAACUGCAAACUGGCAUUGACCACCUGCCCUCCUCAGCAGUUCCAACCUCCCGGAACCGGUUACCCCCGAUAGGCUCCGAGGCUGUGGAGCAGAACACAGGAGCUUCCGGAUCCCGCCCUAUUUCUUACAGGGGAAGGCAUCCACAAAACCGUGUGUUCAGUGCAAUGCCUGAGACCGUCGAACGGUCACCUCUUCGAGAAAGAACCAUUGUCCUGGAACAGCUUUCAAGGCCCAGUACCACACACACAUUCCGGUCGGACACACCAAGAAAAGGCUCCCUGACUCCCAUGGAAUUUGUUGCUCACACUUGGACAGGGCAGAGUAUUUUGACAGGUUCCCAGUAUCUACCUAAAUCUUACCAGAGGUCAACUCUGACUGCAAGAAAGAGGUUCCCAGUGGCAUCAUGAUAACACUGCUCUGGAAUUAUGGACUUGCUGGAACAUGUGAAGCCUUGGCCAUAUCGUUUGGAAAAGUCUAGGAACAAGUAUUACCUGGUGCAGCUACUCACCUCUCUGAUAGCCGGAGAUGUAGGGUACCAAGAGAAACACAAGCGAAUAAGUAACUUGGUUGUGAACACUUUGCUUUAUACAGAGAAUACAAGGGGAGCUCCCUAAGCCCUAUGGGAAGCUUGCCUGAGGCUCCUUGGGCUCUAGAGCUCUGCUCAGAAGACCCUAGUUUGUCCCCUGAUUCUCUUUCUUCAUCGCUUAACUUACAGCUAGUCUUCAACACGAUGAUCAUGUGGGUGCGUUCUGUAAGAAUAUGCCAUUGUGUAACAUUUUGGUCUCAUUCUCUUAAUGAUGCUGUCAAAAACUAAAUAGCAGUCAUAUUUGAGACUAUUUGUCCAUUUGAAAAAAUAUUCUGGUUCUUCUGCUCAUCAUGCUGACUUUAAAAAUAAUUACCGCAUAUGCAGUGUAUGAAGUGAUGGGUUUCAUGAUGACAAGAUUUCUCGCAACUUUGUUACCACGUGACUAGUUGCGAAGAAUUGAGAAAUGUCUUGCAAGCCAAUUGUGUUAAAACACAAUGGUAAGCUAGUUUUCACUGUCAAAUUUAGACGGUGCAUUUAAAAGUAUCCCAUAUUUAAAGCUGAAUAUAAGCAUAAUCAAAAUCGUUUGCACAUGGUCCUGACAUUAACAUUUCAACUGGCGUGUUUGACACCUGGGCUGGGGGAAUUGGGACAGCAGCAUCCUUGCUUCCUUCCAACCUAGGCUUUGCUCUGCCAUCACCUCUUCAGCAGAGCCUCCCUGAGCCCUGGCUGAAAGUAGCAGUUGCCCCAACCUCUGCCCAUUUCCCUCUUUAUUUUUUUUCAGACCGUAUGUCCCACCUGAUUACUGGCAAGGCCCCUUUCUGGUUCCUAAUCCUGGCUCAUUUUCAUAUACACACAUUCCAAGUCAGCAUACUUUCUCUCCUUUUUAAUCAGAAAUUUACACUACAUCAACAUAAAUCUCUCUAUCUAAAACAAAUCUUACAUGCAUACACAUGUAUGCAUAUACCAUGCAAUCACGAUAAAUGGUUUCAGCACAUUUGCUGUAAGAAGUGGGGACCAUUGUCUACUUAGAGAUACUUAGAAGCUGGCCCAUCUGUGUAGAGCUGGAUCUGCUCUUUACAGAGAACGACCAAGCAGAAGUGACUUCGGUUCCCCCUUCACACCCUCCACUUAUUUCCUGCAGCCCCCAGGGCAGGAGAGAGAAUGAACACGGGUCAGGGUCUGUAUUGAGCCUUCCUUUCGGAUGGACACUCUGAGCGCCACCUCCUCCGCCCUAGGGAAUGUGUCAAAUGGUCAGUUUCUCACUGCAAACUGACCAAAGCAUUUCAAGAACUAUGUGAACCAUUUCUCACCGUAAGCUCUGGAGGCUCUGGAGAAAAUAUCAGUCUUAAUGCAACCGUUCUCCACACAGAGGGGUUUCUGGACUGAGGAGUGGCUGGAGUCCUGUCCUCCAGGUGCCUGGCUGGCGGCUCUGUGCUGCAUCAUUACCGGUAGGGGAACCAUUGGCUCUGUUCUCUCAGGGUCAUUCAGCCCACUUCCGGUGAAUUCCUAGGUGCCCUCCAACUGUUUCUCCCUCAACCCAAGGUUUAAAAAGGGAGUUAGUGAAUAGGGCAUCUAAUCAGAUGGUGAGUCUGAGAUAAGUUACUGUCUUGGAGCCAUGGGAGUGAUUGAAUAGUGGCCUCGUCAUGUUUGCCUUCAGAGGUUUGAAGUUGGAAAUGUAUUGUUUAUGUCAGCAAAGUACUGCAGGACAAAGAGAAUCAGGGGCAGAUUUUACCUUCCAGGCUCUUCAUUAGGAAGCAAAAGCACUGCUAGAGGGUGCCUACACCCAGAGGGCUUACAGAUUCUAAAAGAAACCUUCUCCUGGAAUUUACUUCAUGCCUGUGUUAAAGGUAUUUUGUUUGUGGGCGAAAUGAAAUUUGUAAGUUAGCAAAUGAUGCUUGUGUGAGGAUGGUGCUGUUUAGACUGAAAAGUCAGGGAGUGCUUCUACAAUAUUCUACUUAUGUAAGUGAGUCUUAACUUAGGCUCUCUCUGAAAAUAUUGAAAAUGGGAAAUCACUCCUAGAAAAAAAAAUUCAAGUGCGGUUUAAUGACUCCAUGAAUUAAAAUAUCUUUAAUUUAUCCCAAGCCAAAGAAAGGAUGAAAGAAUUUAAAAAUAAUUCAAGGAAAUCUACUAUUCCAUGGAAAAUAACUAGAUUAAUAAAGGAUAUAAAAGGAAGCAGGGAUCUUUAUGUUUGUGUUACCCUGUACCAGGAUGGAUUUUCAUUACUAAUUGCGAGGUUCACUUUUAACGCCAUAAGUCAUUCCAGUAUAUUUUUAUUAUCAUUGCUUUCUUAUAACGAUGGAUGAUUGUUCAGUAAUUUUAAUCAGUUAAUUUUUAAUAAAAUAUAAAAUGUUAAGAGUU
This is a messenger RNA of Microtus ochrogaster (prairie vole), 5204 nucleotides long. RefSeq names its product family with sequence similarity 149 member A (gene Fam149a). Lineage: Eukaryota; Metazoa; Chordata; Mammalia; Rodentia; Cricetidae. The record is from RefSeq and is a predicted model, not a curated record.